Molecule: messenger RNA, 4526 nt
Organism: Salvelinus sp. IW2-2015
Lineage: Eukaryota; Metazoa; Chordata; Actinopteri; Salmoniformes; Salmonidae
Source: RefSeq, a predicted model, not a curated record
AGACUCCCUUGUUGGUCUGAGGGUGAAGGGCCCAGUCCAUAUCACCUCACCCAGUUAGUCUCAGAAGUCAGAAGACUGAGGAGAAAGAGAUCUUAAAGAGGGUUUGUCUAGAGUCGUAGGCUUGUUGACUAUCUGAGAGGGCUUCCUACUCCAGGCUGGUUGAUCUGGUUUACAAAGAAUCUUGGCUGUCCAACAGAGGGCAGUGUGAGAUUUGACCAAUCCCAGACUCCUCCGGUCCKCUCAGGUCCUCGCUGUGUGUCUGCAGUCAGAAUCACCCCUCUGACAAGCAUGAAAGGCUCUCCUGAUCUGAUUCCGUCUGCAGGGCUGGACCCUACAAGGGUGUGUAAAGGGAAGGGGGUCGUGACUCUGAGGGCCACUCUGGUCCACAUAGACGACGAGGACUGCGUCAGUGAAGAAUCAAACGUUGACACGGCACCAAGUGGUUGGAUUGGCCAGAUCAAUGGAGACGGCUCUCAAAUGGGAUUGGCUGAUGGACGCUUCCACGACAUCACAGCUGAUUUACCUACAGUCAACAGAACUCAAGCCCAGGGAAGUUCACCUGUGAAGACAGAAGAACCCCAGAUUCCUGCCUCGUUUGACAUUCAGAACUAUAUUUUGUCCACAAAGGCCACCUCUGCCUACCCAUCCACCACUAACACUGUCAACCCAAACAUAGUUCUGCUACAACACAACAGAGACCCCACCCCAGAGAGGGACAAAUCGCCUGAUCCGGGACCUGUAGUUGGAACAGAGAGAGAACUAAGGCAACACCCAGAUAUGGACGGCAAGAGGAUGAGGUACUCUCAAUCCCGUGUCUUGGUCCCACUGAACCAGCCCAUCGUGCCAGUACGGAACACAGAUAAGUCCAAGGACUGGUACAAGAACAUGUUUAAACAGAUACACAGAAUUCCAGAACCUGUUGAGGAAAACCCAUAUCGCCCCACCUACAUAUUCCCUGAAUCCUAUGAUCCUAGGCAGAUGAAAACAACAGAUGAGGGUCACUCGCCCUGUGGUUAUGUGGAAGAUGUGAAAGCGGUCCCACGGUCAAAAGGUGCUGCUGAAGUUGACCAUAGGUCGUCUAUGCCUGUGCCAACACGGUCCUCCUCCCUCAAACCUGCCAAAAGGAACGACUGGGAGCCCCCUGARAAAAAGGUAGACACCAGGAAGUACCGUGCCGAGCCCAAGAGCAUCUUCGAGUACGAGCCAGGAAAAUCGUCGGUGCUGAAACUGGAAAGAAAGACUCAGCACAUUAGCCCAGAAGAUGUAGAUAUAGAGAAUGAGCCUUGGUAUAGAUUCUUUUCAGAGAUGCAGUUUGAUAAAGCGAGUGCCCCCUCUUUUAGCCCCCUGGAAACACCCGCCGAACUACAGCAGUACUCCGGGUGUAAGGCCGGACACAGCGAGGUGGAGAAGGACGAAGGAUCGUCUGGCAGCGAGCCAGCGGCUCCAGAAUGCGACCGCUAUGUCUACAAGAGCAUCCUGGAGGGCGGUGAUAUUCCCCUGCAAGGCCUGCGGGCCCUCAACAAGCGCCAUGCCAGCACCUCCUCUAAAGUGGAUUAUCAAGGUGGGAAUGGCUAUAUAAUUUCACCCUGCUCUUCUGUAAAUAGUCGAUCAGUUCUUGCCAGUAAUGCCCUAGGUUACCAGUGUAAGAAUAAGAAGCCCUUAUCCGCCGCCAAAGCCUGCAUACCCCAAAUCCUCCCCUCGAAGUUCAAACCUAAGCUGAUGGCCCCUAGUGGUGACAGCCAGGACAGGAGGACUGUGCCCGCCAGGCACCCAAAGGCACACAGCUGUGAGGAUAUAUACACAGGGAGCACAGGAGCAGAGGCCCGGGAGAGCGGACUACACUCAAACACAGACUCAGACUCCAAUGAUCUCCCCCUUGACUCUGAGACUGGUUUUCAAAAUGGCAACCCUGAGACUAGAAGGAGCACAGCAGAGUUCUCCACCCUGUACCGGAACAUGCACAGCAUCCAGAGACCUUCCUACUCGGCGGGCUCCAGCCCCCACGGGAGUGUCCGUAGCCUGACCUCCCUGUUUGAAAAGGUGGGGAUCAAUGAAACUGAUGGGGAGGGGGACGAGGCAGGGGGGAACAUUCCCCGGCGGGACGCUGUGUCGUCAAGGGUGUCGGCGUUUGAACUGAUCAUCCAGCGCUCCAGCCCGACUCCCACACGCUCCUCCUCCAUGCCAACGCUACCCACUGGCACCACCCACAACCACGGCGCCGCCAACCUCUUCAUGGCGUGUGCCGUCUCGGCUGAGUUGCUGCUGGUCACUGACCCUGGGCAGACAGAGGGCUGCCCUCUGGAGGACACGGAGGGCAAGGCAGCCCAAGACGAGGCCUCUCGAUCAGGCAGCGAGAUAGUGGAGGCGGUGGCAUCCUCGGAGUACAGUGACACCCUGCGAGUCGAGUCUCUCUCUGGGACUGAGAUAGAGAUAGAGCAGCACGGCUCCACAGAGAAAGCCCCAGUACCAAAAGAGAAACCCCCAGUGGUCACUUUCUCCAGAACCUCAAACAGUCCGCCAGCACCAGUCACUCCAUCUGCUCCCCCACACAACUACCACCUCCACAACCACCACCACCUUAAACCCAGCAGCAAGUGCAAAGGCUCCUGCCCAGCCUCCUAUACCCGGUUCACCACCAUCCGGCGGCAUGAGAGGCAGCAGCAGGCCUCAGCCCAGCAGGACAAACUCUCCACUCAGGAGAAAAUAAAGAACUCCUCCUCUCUCCCCGCAAACCUCUUGCUCAUGGGCCCUGCACCAUUCAUGGUGAAGAGGUCUCUCCAGUCUCACCGGGCCAAAAAUUAUUUCUCAGCCGCUAAGGUGAUGGCAGGUCAAAGGUCACAGACCCAUUCUAGUGAGCCCAGGCCCCUCAUCCCACAGCGUCUCUCUUCCUUGGAGGUGCUGGAGAGGCUUGGCACUGGAGUUGGUGCGCCGACCGACAGUGACAACAACCUGACUAAUGGGGGAAGCAUGGACGCCAAUGGGAAUCUUCUGCAGCCACUGGCAGCUCAUCAACGAGAUUCAGACUCGUCCCAGGCUUUCACCCAAGGAGACCUUGGUGACGGCCAGGAUGAAGUGGUUAGGAGACGCCAUGGAGACAAAGAGAAAAUCUUGGAAGAGCAGCGGCGGCUGAAGAGGGAGCAGGAGGAGGCUGACACAGCAUCGAGGCGACACACAGGAAUCGUUCCCACCCACCACCAGUUCAUCACUAACGAGCGCUUCGGAGACCUGCUCAACAUCAACAUCAACGACACAGACAAGAGGAAAUCCGGAUCAGAGAGAACUCCAGCCCUGGCUCGGUUUGACUUCAGAGCAGAGACUCUAAAGGAGUUGCCAUUUCAAAAGGGAGACAUUGUGUACAUCAUUCGACAGGUGGAUAAUAAUUGGUUCGAAGGGGAGCAUCACGGCAGAGUCGGCAUCUUCCCACGGAGUUAUGUUGAGCUCCUUCCCCCCACGGAGAAGGCCCAGCCAAAGAAGAGUGCCCCAGUGCAGGUGCUGGAGUAUGGAGAGGCCAUAGCACGUUUCAACUUCACAGGGGACACGGUGGUGGAGAUGUCAUUUAGAAAGGGAGAGAGGAUCAUCCUAAUUCGUAGGGUCGAUGAGAACUGGUACGAGGGCAAGGUCUCCGGGUCCAAUCGCCAGGGUAUCUUCCCCGUCACCUACAUAGAGGUGCAUAAACGACCCAGAAUCAAGAAUGGAUUGGAUUAUCCAGACCCACCCAUUGGCCAAUCACCUCACCGCAGCCUCAAUGCUUCCCCUCAGCUGGUGAAGAAUGAGAGUGACUACCAUGGUAGAACCUCCAGGAGCCCUGUCAUGUUGUUUGACAUCCACGACAACAACAUGAAUGCCAACUCAUUUGAGCAACCCCAGUCCCACAGCAGCAGCCCGGAGCCAGGUCGUCUCAGCUGUGGAAUUUUCCAGGCUUUGUACUGUUACGUGCCACAGAAUGAAGAUGAGCUGGAGCUGCAGGAGGGAGAUCUUGUCAGCGUAAUGGAGAAGUGCGAUGACGGCUGGUUUGUUGGUACCUCAAAGAGGACCAAACAGUUUGGCACGUUUCCAGGAAACUACGUGAAAGAGGUCAACUUGUAACCUGUCAACAAACAUUUAUAGUGUGAGGAGAACCCAGCUCUAACCCUUGGUUACCAUUCAAGUUUUGGGAAGGCAUUACUAUUGCGCUUGAUUGUUUAAAUUAGGAUAGUCAUUCAGCCAGGUGAAUACGUUUGUCUGGUGUAAGUGAUCAGUUUGGUGUGAGGUAUGUUAAUGUACAUGAGGCGAAGACAGGAGGAAGCUUUGCUGUUGACUCAUUGCCCAAACGUUAGUGUGGUGUAUACAUACUCCAACCAUAUCCUAUACAGUACAUGGCUGAAUUUAUAAAAUAAUAUUCUGACAAUGGAACUUGUAGUAAAAAAACUCCUCCCAAAAUGUCAACACAUACAGACUACGUUAUACAAUGAGUUUACAAAACAUUAUGAACACAAGAUUUUUCCAUGACAUAGACUGACCAGGUGAAUCCAGGUGAAAGCUAUGAU